Messenger RNA from Mesorhabditis spiculigera, 633 nucleotides. The record is from the annotation of a GenBank genome assembly. NCBI's taxonomy places the organism in Eukaryota, Metazoa, Nematoda, Chromadorea, Rhabditida, Rhabditidae.
AUGAACAUCUCGACGUCAUCGGGGAUGUCGGCCAGUCGGCCGUUCGUCGGUCGACGCAACAAGAUGACAGCCGCCGACGUACGCCGCCACGUGAUGGCUUGUAGUCUGAUCGGGCAUCCGGCCGCGAAGGAUACGGCUGAUGGGGCGCUGCCUUCGAAUGUCCUACUCCUAGACGUCGUCGAGCCGGUCGACGUCGAAGACGCGCUCAGCCAUCGCAAAUCGAGUGCUCUCUAUGAUACGACGUCGAUGGCGAGCCCCAGAAAACUUGGCGAAUUCCCUGCAGACGAUAUCGAGGUACGGACCGUUGUCAGGGAGCAGCAGACCGUCGAAAAUCCGCUGAAUGGCGUCGACUUGAGCGGCGAAAGCGUCGAUCCACACGUCCGGGACGUCACGAGUUCCCUUGCCGACCCUUUUUCGUUGGUUCAACGCAGGUAUCAACAAUUCGGAAGCGGCGAUGCGUACGUUCGGAUGCUAAUCGAACGCCCAAUAAUUGCCCGCAACGCCCCGAUGCAGACAUUUGAGAACGAGAACCUCUCGAGCGAUCGGUUGACGAGAAGCGCGAGUCUGGUGGAGACCGAAGAGUCGAAACGAAACUCUUACGGGUCGGCGGUGUCGUCUUGCACGAUGGGUUCG